AUGGCCAAGCAUACUAUUCAGUUUAUUGCUGUUAAAGAUGGAGCUGAAAUGGUGAUGUAAAAUAGGAUCUACUAAAACAAAGUGAAAAGAACAAGCUGCAAAAUGGGUGACAUAAAAAACAUACGCGUCGACAACUGGGGAAUGUUUUUCCUUCAACGGCUUCAACAGUUUUUCAAUAAAACUGAUUAUUGUGAUUUGACACUGCAGUUUCAUGAUAAUUCACAAUUGAAAGUUCAUCGCUUGGUUUUAAAUGCUUGUACAGAAUAUUUUACUAUAUUGGAAAGAAACUGUGAAAUGAUUGAUGACUGCCUUAUCAUGCCAAUGGACUUGCAAGCAGACGUUGUGGUCCCUAUUGUUAAUUUCAUGUAUACGGGGCAACUAGAAUUUAGAUAUAAUAUGCUUGAUAGGUUGCAAACUACAGCACAGAUGAACAUUGCUAUACUAACAAAGUUAUUAAGAGCACAAAGAAUACAAGCACCAAAUGCUUCUAAGCCAGUUUUACUCAACCAUCAGAAUCCUAUUGUUUCUAUGACAUAUAACUUACAAGGUCGAAAUAUUAUCCAGAAGGUAGAUGAAAUGCGCAAGGGUUAUGUGCAAAAACGACCAGCUCCUGCAUCACCAACUUCUUCUGAACCUAAACGUGUAAAUUUACAAGAUGUCAAAGAGUAUGUAGAAGCCCAUCGGCUGCGAGCAAAUUAUGAAGUGGAAGAAAAUGAAGAUGACCCGGAUGAUGAUAAUUAUCAUGACAAUGGAAAUGAUGAUUAUGAUAGUGACUCCAGUGCUAAUCAUGCUCGUAUAAUAAGUGAGGUUCUAAAGAAGUAUCCACAUAUCAUGAAGAAUAAUAAAAAUAUUAAACUUAAAGUAGUUCAGCAAAGAUCAAGUGGAACGACAAAGCUAAAUAAUGAUGAUAAAGUUGUGGUUAGUGUAGCAAAAGAAUGCAGUCCAAAUAAUGAUGGAAAAGUUGAAGAACAACCUAAAGUAAUUGAUGCAAAAAAGAUGCAUGCCCUUCUUGCAUUGGGCGCUGAAAAUAAGACUGGUCCCUGGCUUUGUUUAAGAUGUGGAACAAAUGGUAGACCUAUAAUUCCUUCUUAUCCCGUUUUUAGAAAACAUCUAGUUCGAGUUCAUAAUGAAAAAAUAGAUGAAAGAAUUUGUGAACACUGCGGUCAUAAGUCCACAAAACGUAAUUAUUUAUAUUUUCAUCUAUAUACUAAGCAUGGUAUUAAACCACCUAGUAACACACAUUUUCCUAAAUGUUCUCAUUGUGAUUUUAUAGCAUUGAAUGAUGCUUUAUUGUCUAAACAUAUAUUAAAUCAUUCAAAAUUGAAUGAAUUCGUUUGUAACCAAUGUUCAACUUGGUUUAGGACAAAACAAGCAUUGAUAACCCAUAUGGCCCAAACAGGACACAAAAUUGGUGCUACCACAAAGGAGUCCCAACAGUGCAUCUAUUGCAAUAAAAUGUUCUUACGUGAAGCAAACAUGUAUGCUCAUGUAAAAUCAGUUCAUAAAGAACAAGCACGCAAUGAUGGUAUUAUUGAAUUUUCUGAUAAUGAAGAAAAGAAUUAUACUGAACCUUCUAUGGAAACUGUAGAAGGUAAUGAUAAGUAUAUCCCUAAUGACCCGCAAUUACAACAGAGGGGAAAGAUUAAAAUUCUUUCAAAUAUUGCUCUACCACCAGCAGUUUCAAAGGAAGUACAAAUGAUGCUUGCAUCCGGACAUCAGACGCAUGUUAAUACUAUAUCUCAAAAUGCUACAAUUGGCUCACAAAUUGUAGGAAGUGAUAUCAUUAUACAAAAUGCAGUAGUGCAAAGUUUAGAACCCAGCUCUGAAGCAGAGGCUUUAAACAAUGUGGCUUCUGGAAUAGCUACUAGUUUAGGUCUUGUGGAUAGCAUUGUUGUCAUGGACGAUCAUUAUGAAAUAUCUAACCAGAAUGUUGACGAGAAUCAAGGACAAUACUCAAUUCCUUGUAAAUCAAAUGCAAUUGGAUGA
Messenger RNA from Ctenocephalides felis (cat flea), 1986 nucleotides. RefSeq names its product centrosome-associated zinc finger protein CP190-like. NCBI's taxonomy places the organism in Eukaryota, Metazoa, Arthropoda, Insecta, Siphonaptera, Pulicidae. The record is from RefSeq and is a predicted model, not a curated record. Gene Ontology annotation, biological process: regulation of transcription by RNA polymerase II. Gene Ontology annotation, cellular component: nucleus. Gene Ontology annotation, molecular function: DNA-binding transcription factor activity, RNA polymerase II-specific; RNA polymerase II cis-regulatory region sequence-specific DNA binding; protein binding.